Molecule: messenger RNA, 1204 nt
Organism: Kockovaella imperatae
Lineage: Eukaryota; Fungi; Basidiomycota; Tremellomycetes; Tremellales; Cuniculitremaceae
Product: terpenoid cyclases/protein prenyltransferase alpha-alpha toroid
Exons: 6
Coding region: 147-1196 (349 amino acids)
Biological process (GO): protein geranylgeranylation
Cellular component (GO): Rab-protein geranylgeranyltransferase complex
Molecular function (GO): Rab geranylgeranyltransferase activity
Source: RefSeq, a predicted model, not a curated record
GGCCAGAGCCUGCGGAAACGUCAGUAGGGUCGAACGGAAAGCAAUCGGAUAUAGAGUUUCUGCCACAAAUCUCCGGGCGAGGUGCGAUCACCGGUAGAGCGGUAUCUCAACUUCUAGGCAUUCAUCUUUGCCUGUCUACCAUCAGGAUGAGCUCCUCUAGUGAGGCAGGGCCAUCUAAGACGACUCCAGAUCUGUCCCUCAACAUUCCGUUGCAUGUCAAAUACAUCCAGAACCUAGAUAAAAACAAGGACCUAGCCUAUCAUCUCACCGCUCAUAUUCGACUCAAUGGGGUCUACUGGGGUCUGACAGCCCUGGAGAUCAUGGGUCAAGCCGAUGCUCUUGAUCGCGAUGAAAUGAUCGAAUAUGUGCUCAGCUGUUGGGACGAUGAAGCGGGAGCGUUUGGUGCGCAUACCGAACACGAUGCGCACAUACACGCGACUUUGUCAGCCAUACAGAUUCUAGUCAUGCAAGAUGCUCUCGGCAGAGCUGAUGUUGACAGGCUGGAGACUUUCCUCUUGGACCGGGUUCAACCCGAUGGCUCAGUCACUGGCGAUUCUUUCGGAGAGACAGACACACGCUUCACGCACAUCCUUCUCCUCGCACUUACGCUUCUGGGGCGAUUGGAUAGCCUACGCGCUCUGUACAAUGACAAAGGCUUGGAUUUGGUCGUGGACAACGUCCGACGUAGUAUGAACUUUGACGGGGCGUUUGGAUCUCGACCAGGCGCAGAGAGUCAUGGGGCGCAGGUCUGGGUGUGCGUGGGCUCGCUGGCAUUGGCAGAUCGACUCGAUAUUGUGGAUCCCAAUACACUGGGCUGGUGGCUUUCAGAACGUCAGGUUCCCAGUGGUGGUCUGAAUGGUAGACCGGAGAAACUGCCAGACGUCUGUUAUUCGUGGUGGAAUCUCGCUUCCUUGAGUAUCAUCGGCAAACUUCAUUGGAUCGAUCGAGACAAAUUGAUCGAGUUUAUCCUCGAAUCUCAGGACCUGGACUACGGAGGUAUAGCGGAUCGUCCUGGAGACUGGGUAGACGUCUUCCAUACGGUCUUUGGUCUGGCAGGUCUCUCGCUCGUCGGAUUUCCUGGUCUUCAAGAUAUUGACCCGGUAUUCUGUAUGCCUGCCAAGCUCAUAGACAAGCUUGGGUUAAGAAAGACGUACACCACGCUACCGCGCAUGGACGACAAAUAUCCAACAUCAUAAUAUGCAUU